Messenger RNA from Colletotrichum fioriniae, 252 nucleotides. The record is from RefSeq and is a predicted model, not a curated record. Lineage: Eukaryota; Fungi; Ascomycota; Sordariomycetes; Glomerellales; Glomerellaceae.
AUGUCGAGCAAGUACGCAUUCACAAAGGCCCUCAAGGAGGUGCGCUUCCUUUUCUGCCAGACGGGCGAGCACAGCGCCGCGACCCGCAACUUCGUCGCAAGAGCCUACCCCACGAUGAAGAAGAACAACCCCCAGACUCCCAUCCUCAUCCGCGAGGCCGCCGGCACACUACCCAAGAUCUACGCGAGAUAUGGCCUGUCGGACAAGCAGAUUGAGGAUACAGUUACGACCCUGGUGAAGAACGGCGCAUAA